This is a messenger RNA of Prorocentrum cordatum, 1401 nucleotides long. The record is from the annotation of a GenBank genome assembly. NCBI's taxonomy places the organism in Eukaryota, Dinophyceae, Prorocentrales, Prorocentraceae.
AUGAAAUUAAGCAGGAUCGCAUGGCAUUACAUCAAGGGUUGGCUCAUGCUUGACAUGGGCGUGAUCAUGUUGGAAUGGUUCUUGCUAAUCGUCGAGCCUGAGAGCAUCUCGCGCGCGGUAACGCUCGCCCGCUCCGCCAAGAUUCUGCGCCUCAGUCGGUUUUUACGUCUGGUCCGUUUUGUGCGAUUGUUCAAGUUUAGCAGCCGGGUGUCGUACAUUCAUGCGGGCAGUUUUCAGUUGCAAGCCUUACCAACUGCAAUGGGCAUCAUGCGGUCAUUGGUGUACAUCUUGGUCGCCAGCCAUUAUAUCGCUUGUGCGUGGUAUCUUGUCGGGGGGCGCUACAAAAGAACUUGGAUCGACAUGUUCGACGAAGAUCACCAUGGCGUGCCAUACAGAUAUGCAACUUCGCUGCACUGGAGUAUCACCCAGUUCACGCCGGCCAGCGCGGAAGUGCAGCCAAGAAAUACGCUGGAGCGCGGGUUCGCCAUUCUGGUAAUCGUACUGGGCAUGGUGGCGUUCUCCUGCUUCAUCAGCAGCAUCACCCAGGCCAUGGGCAACUUCCAGCGCCUGCGCGCGGAGGAGCUCCAGAGGACCGCGAACAUGCGCCAGUUUUUCCUCGAGAACCAGGUCUCGUUCGACGUGGGCGCCCGGAUAACGAGGUUCCUUCAGGAGGCGGCCACGCACGAGAAGCAGCGCCACCGCCUGCACGAGAACGACCUGCCGCAGCUGCAGCUCCUGCCCGACUCCCUGCGGUCCGAGCUCCACCUGGAGAUGUACAAGCCCAUCUUGUACUCUCACGGUUUCUUCUGCGUCGCCAUGGAGGCAGACUCCAGCUGCCUCGAGGAGAUCUGCCACCACGCUGGCUCCCCGGUGAACGUGCGGCACCACAAGGACCUCUUCGAGGCCGACUCGGAGGCGCACUCGGCUUUCUACCUGACCUCGGGCACCGGGAUGUACACGCUGAAGUACACGAAGGAGACUGCCAAGGUCUCCGAGUGCCAGUGGCUGGUGGAGGCGGCACUCUGGCUGCAAUGGCGGCACCAGGGCACCGUCUACGCGAAGACGUCGCUGCAGGGCGUCCGCCUGGACUCCGCAAAGUUCCGGAGACCCGGGGGGUCGCCCAGGGGCGUCCGCUUCAUUUGCAUGAAGUACGCGCAAGAGUACCUCCGUCUCCUGGAGGCGCACGACAGCAACACCCAGGCCUUCAUGGCAGAGCUUGGCUUCGACGCGGACGUCCUGGACGCCAUGGUGCAAACCAUCUGCUUCGCGCAGGAAGAGGAGACGAGAUCGAGAUCGAACGAGCUGUCCCGCAUCUCCCACGGGUCCAUCGCCAACGCCAUGCACGAGCUGGGAGGCCGGGUCCACCACUUGAGAUCCUCGAGUUCGAGAGUAUUCGGCUGA